UGCCUUCUGUGUGUGCACAUGGGUAGUACCUGCCUGGGAUCAAAGCUGACUAUAUAAAGUCCUUGGUUCUGUGUGGGUUCAAACACAUUUCAAAGCUUCGGGAUCCUGAAAGGUUUCGCUGUGCUUCCUGAAGACGCAACGUGGCUCCCAGAAAGCCAUGGCUUGCUUUGGAUUCCAGAGGCAGGAGGCUCAGCUGGUUGUGGCUUCCAGGAGCUGGUCCCACCCUGCUCUGUUUUCUCUCCUCUUCCUCCCUGUCUUCUCUAAAGCAAUGCAUGUGACCCAGCCUGCAGUGGUCCUGGCCAGCAGCCGAGGUGUCGCCAGCUUUGUGUGUGAGUAUGCAUCUUCUCACAAAGCCACCGAGGCCAGGGUGACAGUGCUGCGGCUGGCCAACAGCCAUAUGACUGAAGUGUGCGCCAUGACAUAUACUGUGGAGAAUGAGUCGACCCUCCUGGAUGAUUCCAUCUGCACUGGCAUCUCUAGUGGAAGCAAAGUGAACCUCACCUUUCAAGGGCUGACUGCCACUGACAUGGGGCUCUACAUUUGCAAGGUGGAGCUCAUGUACCCACCACCGUACUAUGUUGGCAUGGGCAAUGGAACCCAGAUAUAUGUCAUUGAUCCAGAACCAUGCCCAGAUUCUGACUUCCUCCUCUGGAUCCUUGCAGCUGUUAGUUCCGGGUUGUUCUUUUACAGCUUCCUCCUCACAGCUGUUUCUUUGAGCAAAAUGCUAAAGAAAAGAAGCCCUCUCACAACAGGGGUCUACGUGAAAAUGCCUCCAACAGAGCCCGAGUGUGAAAAGCAAUUCCAGCCUUAUUUUAUUCCUAUCAAUUGAGAGGCCAUUGUGAAGAAGAAAGACCAUAUUCCAAUUUCUAAAAUCUGAGGCAAUUCUAACUUUUUGGCUAUCCAUCUAUUUUUAUUUGUUUGUGUAUUUUGGGGGGAAAUUCAUCUCUCUUUAAUAUAAAGAUGGAUGCAGAAUCCAAUUUAAGCAUGCUGCAAUUUAAAACAAAGGAGCAGGAAAGCAGAGUUGGGUCAUGCUUGAUGCAAUUUUGGUGAAAAACAUCACUUGGGAGCAAUAAAAGGAUACAGCAUUAUAAUACAGGGUCGAGUGAAUAGGUUAAGGAAUGGCACAGUUCAAAGAAAGAAUAGAAGGGCGUGAGGAAGAGCACUAUGAUGUCUACACUUUGUUCUAACAUGUGAGACGUUCAUAGCAGAGAUGAUCUUUUCAAGUUAAUUUUUAUGUCAUUUUUUUAACAAACAUAAAUGCAUGAGGACUUUAAAGAAAUACUCACAUGGCUGUUUUGGCCAGUGAUUGCAAAGGUUGUAUUGUACCAAUAUGCUUUUAAAAAAAUCUGAUAGUAUUGUGCAUGGGGCUCUCAUGUGCUUUUGUGUAUUUGCUGAUGGUUUGAAUACAAACACUAUAUGACAGUGUCUUCCCACUGUGAGUUCUGGAAAAGUUUUGUGGAGGAGAUCAGGACACUAAGACAUGAGCUAGAAUAAAGGUCAUUUGCUAACUGGUUUGGAAACUGGAAGUGGUCACUGUAAUAUGCAACUAUACUGAAACGGAAUUGAUGUUGGCAUGAGCAUUGGGCUUCUGUGUAGGCUUCUUGCAGUGGUUUCCAAGGAAGCCCAAGCUGGCAGUGUCUGAGUGAACUCAACAGAAAUUGUGGUCAAAGCAAACGGUUCACCCCAAGACACCUGCUGGAUGAUUUAAUAGGAAGUUCCAGUUCCAUGGGCCCAAUUCCUUAUACACACAUGGUUAGUGUCACAGACAGAAGGAAGCAGCAGGUGGCAGAAUGGGUGCAUGAAAACUAACACUGUUGGUGUUUUCUUAACUCAAUAUUUUCCAUGAAAAUGCAACAACAUGUAUAAUAUUUUUAAUUAAAUAAAAUUGGUGGUGGUCAUUUAUCAGAUUAU
Ochotona princeps (American pika) is the source of this 1911-nucleotide messenger RNA. It is a transcript of the gene CTLA4, whose product is annotated as cytotoxic T-lymphocyte associated protein 4. The transcript has 4 exons. The coding region runs from base 158 to 829 and encodes 223 amino acids. Lineage: Eukaryota; Metazoa; Chordata; Mammalia; Lagomorpha; Ochotonidae. Gene Ontology annotation, cellular component: external side of plasma membrane; membrane. The record is from RefSeq and is a predicted model, not a curated record. Gene Ontology annotation, biological process: immune response; regulation of T cell proliferation; negative regulation of regulatory T cell differentiation.